Thermochaetoides thermophila DSM 1495 is the source of this 2790-nucleotide messenger RNA. RefSeq lists its product as uncharacterized. The record is from RefSeq and is a predicted model, not a curated record. Gene Ontology annotation, cellular component: spindle pole body; centrosome; spindle pole. The transcript is spliced from 3 exons. Gene Ontology annotation, molecular function: microtubule plus-end binding; microtubule plus end polymerase activity. Lineage: Eukaryota; Fungi; Ascomycota; Sordariomycetes; Sordariales; Chaetomiaceae. The coding region runs from base 1 to 2790 and encodes 929 amino acids. Gene Ontology annotation, biological process: mitotic spindle organization; establishment or maintenance of microtubule cytoskeleton polarity; microtubule polymerization.
AUGGCUGAGGAGGAGGACUUUAGCUCGCUACCCCUGACAGACCGCUGGGUUCACAAGGUCUGGAAGGUUCGCAAGGCGGCCUACGAAGAGGCUGCUCAGCAAUUCGAGAAGACUCCCGACGAGUACGAUCCAUACUUCCAGCCAUGGAUUUCCGAUCCCGGUUUGUGGAAGUCGGCCGCAGCCGAUUCCAAUGUUGCUGCCCAGCAAGAAGGUCUUGCUGCUCUCUGUCAAUUCCUCAAGUACAGCAGCCGUGACGGCGGUCUUCGCGCUCGGUCACAGGUCAUUACUCCAAUUGUCGAGAAAUGCCUUACGUCUACAAGAGCAGCUACCAAGGCCUCAGCCAUCGAGGCCCUAUUGCUCCUGAUCGAAAUCGACGUCCCCGGUCCGGUCAUCGAGGAGAUGCUCCCCGCUUUGAACGCCAAGCAGCCCAAAGUCGUUGCCGCAACGCUCGCUGCCCUGACGACCAUCUACCACAACUAUGGCUGCAAGAUCGCCGAUCCGAAGCCCGUCCUUAAGAUUCUGCCCAAAGUUUUCGGUCAUGCAGACAAGAAUGUCCGUGCCGAGGCCACGAACCUGGCCGUCGAAUUCUACCGCUGGUUGCGCGAUGCUAUGAAGCCAAUGUUUUGGAAUGAUCUCAAACCCACGCAGCAAAACGACCUUGAGGCUCAAUUUGAAAAAGUCAAGGCCGAAGGUGCGCCGAAACAAGAGCGUCUGUUGCGGUCACAGCAGGCGGCUCAGGAACGUGCCCCGGUCGGUGGCGGUGGUGAUGAAGGUUACGAUGAAGAUGGUGGUGACGCUGAGGAACCCGGCGAGGUAGAUGCCUUCGACCUGGCCGAACCCCAGGAUGUCAUGGCCAAGGUGCCCAAGGACUUCUUCGACAACCUGGGCUCCUCCAAGUGGAAGGAACGGAAGGAGGCUCUCGAAGGCCUGUACUCGGCAGUCAAUGUCCCAAGGAUUAAGGAGGCUGAUUUUGGUGAGAUCAAUCGCGCCCUCGCCAAGUGCAUGAAGGAUGCAAACAUUGCUGUCGUCACACAAGCUGCACAGUGUAUUGAGCUGCUGGCCAAGGGCCUGAGAAAGGGCUAUGGCAAGUACCGCAGCAUCGUUAUGCAGCCAAUUAUGGAGAGGUUGAAGGAGAAGAAGCAGUCGGUCGCCGAUGCCUUAGGUGCUGCCCUUGACGCUGUCUUCUUGGCAACUGACCUUACUGAGUGUCUCGAAGAUAUCAUUGCCUUCAUGGGUCAUAAAAACCCUCAGGUCAAAGAAGGUACUAUGAAAUUCCUGGUCAGGUGUUUGAAGACUACACGCGACGUGCCGAGCAAGCAGGAAAUUACGUCCAUUGUCGACGCGGCCAAGAAGUUGCUCUCCGAGUCGAGUGAGGUUCUUCGUACUGGCGGCGCCGAGGUCCUGGGUGUUGUCAUGAAGAUCAUCGGCGAGCGUGCUAUGAACCCUCAUCUCGAUGGUCUCGACGAUAUUCGCAAGGCCAAGAUCAAGGAGUUUUUUGAGACUGCCGAAGUUAAGGCCAAGGCCAAGCCGCCUCCACCCCCAAAGUCGGCUGCUCCAGUUGGCCCCAAGAAGCCUCUCGGAGGCGCAAAAAAAGCUCCUGCUGUCAAGAAGCCCGCUGCUGCUCCGGCGCCAGCCCCAGAGCCGGCACCAGCCCCUGCAGCAGCUCCGGCUCCUCGUGCUGGUCCUGCCAGCAAGCUCGGUGUGCCCAAGUCAGGCGGGCUGAGUGGGCUAAAGGCGCCCCAGAAGCGUACCUUAGCCCCUCCGGCAUCGCCGCGGCGUCCGGCUGCCGUAACGCCCUCCCCCCCGCCCAUGGAGGAAGAGCCUCCUGCAUCACCUCCUCCCCAGAAGCCAGCGUCGCGUUUGGGUCUCGCACGGCCUGGCCUUGCGGCUCGUUCCUUGGCCAAGCCCUCCGCUCCAUCACCUCCUCCUGCUCCACCUUCUCCUCCUGCCCCAGCUGGACUCACUGCGCUCGAGCGUGCAGAGCUUGAAGAACUUCGUACCGCGAACGAGCGGCUGCUCCGUCAACUCGAAGAAGCCCGGCAUGAGCGCCAGAAGCUGCUGUCCGAGAUCCAAGAACUCAAGAACCAGAACGCCAGCCUCAUCGAAGACCAUACCCGUGAUGUCCUUGCCAUUAAGGCCAAGGAGACCCAACUCGUCCGCGCAAAAAGCGAUUGCGAGGCUAUGGAGCAGACCAAUGACCGUUUACGCCGCGAAUUGGAGCGCUUGAAGCGCGCUUUACAGAAGGCUGAGGCUCUUAAUGCCCAACUUAGUGCCCAGGCUGGCAGCCCCAGCUCACCAGGUGGCUUUGGCUUCCGCACCAUGAGCCCUACUCUUGACGAUCCCGGUCUCUACCGCGACCCGGCUGCGGCCGUCUCUCGUACCAAUCGGAUGAGCUUUGCUAGCACCAUGAGCGCCGAGGAGAAGGAGAAUGGCGAUGGCAGCAUGCCGCUGCCGCGCAGCAAGCUUGGCUACGCAGGCAGCAAUGCGAGCAGUGGUCGUGGCAGCCCCGCGCGUGGGUUCCGGCGCGAAGUUAGUGGCAGCGAAGAACGCGACCGGGCUGAUAGUGUCAGCAGCGGGAUUAGUGGCGGCUAUGGAGGUGCCUACACGAGCAGUUUUGGUGCUGAUCGCGCAGGCAACCGGACCGGCAGCAGAGGGACGCUGUCUGGUAGUAGCGGCAUGAGCUCGUCUAACGCGGGCAUGGAGAGCUGGAAGAGGGCUGCUGAAGUUACCAGCCAGCUGAAGGCUAGGAUUGAGCAGAUGAAAGCCCGUCAGGCUAGUAGAGGGCAAUAG